Molecule: messenger RNA, 523 nt
Organism: Pogonomyrmex barbatus (red harvester ant)
Lineage: Eukaryota; Metazoa; Arthropoda; Insecta; Hymenoptera; Formicidae
Gene: UQCR-Q
Product: Ubiquinol-cytochrome c reductase ubiquinone-binding protein
Biological process (GO): mitochondrial electron transport, ubiquinol to cytochrome c
Cellular component (GO): respiratory chain complex III
Source: RefSeq, a predicted model, not a curated record
AAAUAAAUUCUGUUGGAUGCGUGUGCUGUAUUGCAUGCAAGUACUCUACUUUACCAUUAGAUGGCAUGAAAUCCUAUGGAGAGUCGAAUGUAAAAAAAAAUAGACGUUUCUCUUGCAUUUGUGCUGUGAGCGACCAGAUUACACUUGAGAUUUUAGUCAAUAUGGGGAAGUACUUUGGAAACCUUGCCAAAAUCAAUGGCAUCGUCUUCUUUCGACUUAGCCCGUACGAACAGAAAACCUUCAAGGGAAUAAUUUCUGAAGGUGUACCAAACACGAUACGCCGCAUCCAAGGCAAUAUAUUCCGAAUUGCACCCUUUUUCAUGUUUUCAUACCUGUUGGUAUCUUGGGCCAAUGAGAAGAAUCAUGCUCUUUCUCGCAAGAAUCCCAAGGACUAUGAAAAUGAUACGUGAAAUAUAGGUGAAUAAGUCUCUAGUUAACAAUAUUUAGUUUUUAUUAUGAAAUAAAGAUACCAUUUAAUCUGAUCUUCAGCACUGAAGUAAAAAAUAAAUUAUAGGAAUUAAUA